Messenger RNA from Entrophospora sp. SA101, 975 nucleotides. Lineage: Eukaryota; Fungi; Glomeromycota; Glomeromycetes; Entrophosporales; Entrophosporaceae. The record is from the annotation of a GenBank genome assembly.
AUGACAAAAAAUUUAUUUGUUGUGAUUGCUAUUUUAUCAUCAGCAAUAUUACCAAUAUUCAUAGAGGCGCAAGGAUUUACAGGCUAUCCAGCAGUUGAUGUACCACCACCGAUGAAGGAAGAAUGGAAAGUCGACUUAUCUAAUGUUCCAAAGGCUCCAAUUGUUGCAAAAAAUAAAGUAGGCGAGGAUUGUCCUGCCAAAGAUCCAUUUUGUAAUUGGAGUUGUACAAACUGCGUGAAUAAUAAGACUGAUUAUAUUCAAUGUCCUGAUAAAAUUGUAUGGGGUAUUACUUAUGAUGAUGGUCCUUCAGAAUAUACACCAAAAAUUUUAGAUUAUCUUAAAGAAAAAAAUGUAAAAGCAACAUUUUUUAUUGUUGGCUCUAGAGUUACAGAAAAUCCUGAAAUUUUAAACAGAACUUAUAAUGAAGGACAUCAAAUCGGAGUCCACACUUGGUCACACACAUCAUUAACAACUCAAACAAAUGAAGAAAUUAUAGCUGAGAUAAAAUGGACUGAACAAAUCAUCAAACAAGUAACUGGCGCGACUCCUAACUUUAUGAGACCACCAUAUGGCGAUGUAGAUGACCGCGUUAGAUCUGUACUUACCUUACUAGGAUAUAAAGUUGCUAUAUGGGAUCUUGACACAGAUGAUUGGAAGUCAACAGAUCCAGGUUUUGUACCGGAGUCUAUUACUGCAAAAUUUACUGAAUGGGUAAAAGAUACAAAUGCAACUACUGGUCAUAUUUCUUUGGAACAUGAUUUGUAUCCUAUAUCUAGUAAAAUGGCACCUCCAUCCCUUGAUAUUGUUUUGGGUGCUAAAUUUCAAGUAGAACAAGUGGCCAAGUGUGUAUCUGAAUCUCCAUAUCGUGAAUUUACUGGUUUUCCUGGUGAUAAUUCUACUAGCCCAUCUCCAGCAAUUAGUAGCACUUCUGCUAGUGUUGCUAUGACACCAACUACUACUUUAAAUAACAAUUAG